This is a messenger RNA of Pangasianodon hypophthalmus (striped catfish), 2774 nucleotides long. It is a transcript of the gene efhc2, whose product is annotated as EF-hand domain (C-terminal) containing 2. The transcript is spliced from 15 exons. Gene Ontology annotation, biological process: regulation of neuron projection development. NCBI's taxonomy places the organism in Eukaryota, Metazoa, Chordata, Actinopteri, Siluriformes, Pangasiidae. Gene Ontology annotation, molecular function: calcium ion binding. The coding region runs from base 192 to 2429 and encodes 745 amino acids. Gene Ontology annotation, cellular component: microtubule. The record is from RefSeq and is a predicted model, not a curated record.
UCUGAAUAGAAGUGGACCCUGGACGCCAUGUUUGUAGGAACUCAGACAGAGCUGGUAAAGGAGAGUGAGCACGUGACCUGUUCUGCGUCUCAUAGCAACUGAAGUCGCAAACUUAGCGUCGCUAUAGCAACGUGAGCUGCAGCCCCGUUAGUGUUUAGCAGUUUUGUGCGGACUUUUCUUAUCCCUUUAAAAUGGCUUUACCGAUGUUACCUGGAUAUUCGCUCAACAAAAAUCUGGGAAAAGAUAAGUUUCACAAGUCUCAGCAUUUCGAUUACUCCAAUGGCAUGCCAAUGAUGGUGGGAGCAGAGAAGCCUGGCAUUGGAGGAGAAUUGCUCUUGGGCCAAAGAGCACGGCCUAAAUACUCAGUGUUUCCCAAAGGAGAGGGCAGUGAGGCCCCCUCCUGGGUAGCAUUUGACAAACAGGUUCUUUGCUUCAAUGCGUAUUUCCAAGAAGCUGUUACUCAGAGCAGAGAGGAAACUUACAGGAUUCGAAAAUGUAAGAUUUAUUUCUACUUGGAAGAUGACACCAUACAAGUUGUGGAGCCAGAGCUCAAAAAUAGUGGCAUUCCACAAGGAACACUUAUCCGCCGCCAUCGCAUUCCUCUCCCAGCUCCUGAUGAUGACCAGUUUUAUAAUUUCCACCACUUUAAUAUCAACCAGGAGAUGGUUUUCUACUCCAGGACCUUUAUGAUAACAGACUGCGACCUUUACACACACAACUUCCUGAGGAAAAUGGGUGUGCGUCUCAAUGCCCCUGGUGCAACACCAACAGACCCCUAUACAAAACUCCGUCAAGAUCUGGAGGACAGCAUGAAGCCACUGCGGCCGUAUGAAAGGCAGGAUACCUUAAAGCAGUUCCUCGACCAUGACCGCAAUGUUCUGUGUUUUUAUUGCUACUGGGAUGAUACCCAGAGCAUGUUUGGAGACCUCAGAGAACUGAUCCUGCACUACUUCUUGGCAGAUGAUACCAUAGAAAUACUAGAAGUCCGAUAUGCAAACUCUGGCCGAGACACUGCUCCUAAUUUUUUACACAGGAGCAAGCUUCCAAAGCAUGCUCCUACUCCCAAACGGCUGCCUGGAGAAAUAACAGAUCGUACUGUCCUCAAUGUAUUUGGGCCAGUGGGACAUGGGGGUCGCUACAUUUUGGACAGCCUCAAAACUGGUGCUGUACAUGAGGAGUUCUACAAAGAUUGUGACCUGACCAUAGGAGGGGUCAUUAACGUCUGGGGCCGGAGAGUGAUGAUUUGUGACUGCGACAAUUUCACCAAAGAGUACUAUCGUUCCAAAUAUGGCAUUGAGGACUUCACUCCUGUUGAGUAUAAAGCCCCACCACCAGCUAAAGCAGCUGUCCAGAUCCCUCCUUACACUGGCUUUGGAUCGGAGGAGGACUCCCUUCGCUCCUGCCAGGGGCUGCUGCCCAAACCCCCUCAGAAAGACUUCAGGAAGCUAAUGGAAAAAGACAGGCAGGGUCUGGUGAGCCACGUACUGAGAUUUGUGGGCAAGAUGCUGACAGACAACCCUAAUGACAAGGACCGCACAUUCAUCAUCUCCUUCUACCUCAGUGAUGACACUAUAGCAGUGUUUGAAACCACCCAGAGGAACUCAGGAGUUAUUGGAGGUAAAUUCCUGGAGAGAAGCCGUGUGAAGAAACCAGGACAGGAGCUUUUUAAGAGUGAGAUGUCUGAGUACUACAAAGCUCAGGACUUGUAUGUGGGAGCCAGAAUCAGUAUAAACAACCAGCCUUUCCAGUUAGUGGAUGCUGAUGAGUAUGCUUUCAACUAUAUGGAACAGCAUGCAGAAGAGUUCCCCAGGGCCAACAUUGGCACCAUUUUGAGCAAGUUAAAGUCCAUUCCUGAAGAGAAGCAAAAGGAAAUCAAACAGUUCCUUGCAUUAAGUGACCCAGGCAACACUGGCUUCAUCCCUUAUGAGUCUUUCAGGUCUCUGUUGGCAGAUAUGCACGGUCAGCUGUCGGAGCAUGAGAUCAUGAUGUUAGGCUGUACCUACUCGGUGAGAGAGCAGCCUGAGCUGGACGUGGGCCUCAUGCUGGCCAUCGCUCAGGAUCACCUGAGGAAGAAACAGUUUGAGAGUUUCUCAGACAUGCUGAGAGCUUUCUCACACGAGGACAGAGACAGGAGUGGGCAUCUUUCCACCAAAGAGGCUAGGAUCAUCUGCAAAUCCUUCCGCUUGCCACUGGAGAAUGACCUUUUGACAGCCCUUCUGAAAAAAUUUGAGAAUGAGUCUGGGAAGAUGGACUAUCACGCUUUCCUGUCAGGGAUCAACUGGAGAGAGAAUGCCUCCAUACCACUUCCACCAGAUGCUGCCAUGAAACCAUUUUCUCUUACGCUGCCUAAGCCUACACUAGAAGGCCACACACUAGUGGAAUACUCAGCCUUUAUCAAGGAGAUUUCCGGAUAUGCAGAAGAGGAGUGACGUCAUCUUCGGCAUCUUCAUGUCAUUGCUGCCGUACAUUAUUAAAUGGAAACUUACCCAGUGCUUUUUAAUAAACUUCAUUUCAUUUAACUGCCAUUCUCUAUGGUGGUCAGGCUUACCUUGCCAUUUCUGCAAUCUGCAAUGUCUUCUUAGCGUUAGUGAAUCUUAGAUUAAGGGUUUUACUGCUGAUGCUUUAUCCGUUAUCUUUCUUUUUAUCUGUUAUUAGACUCAUGUACCACAUGUGACCAAUAAUGACCAAUUAAAAAGUGUAUCAAUGAAAAAAUAAGAGAUGUUAAGUCAACACUAGCCUCUGUACAUUUACACUAUUUACAUUUGUCCUGCUAU